AUGGCUUGGUUACACCCACCUGCAAUCGGAUGCAGAUUUUCUUUUUUACAUUUACCAUGUAGUCGAUGUGGCCACACUGUGUGUUUAUAUGAAGAUUCAUUGGUGCUAUUUGGAGGAUUUGACGGAAGAAAAUGAUUAAAUGACGUUCAUCUAUUCAAUACGAGCAGCAUGGUCUGAACUCAACCAAGGGUUUUAGGGUCAGCGCCACAACCUCGGCAAUAUCACACAGCUCAAAUCAUAGGGCACAAAAUGUAUAUAUUUGGAGGUUACAAUGGCUCAGUCUGACUCCGAGAUUUGAUUAUCCUUGAUUUCCACGAAAUGCAAUGAAAAUACCCAAAAGUUAAAGGUGACUUACCUAAUGGAAAAGAAGGCCAUGCAAUGGCUUCUGUCGACAAAUAUAUAUAUCUAUUUGGAGGAUGGGACGGUUCAGCUAUCGGUGACUUGCAUAGACUUGACACAACAACAUUGGAAUGGAAGCUUAUAGAAACUGCUGGAAGCAAGCCUUUUCUUUGUGGCCAUACUAUGACCAAUGUAAAAGGACAGUUAUUUAUAUUUGGGGGAUUCGACGGCAAUAACUGGGUUAACACCCUAUAUGUGAUUGAUCCAAGUUCCUCAAAGCCAGAAUGGGUAACUCCUGAAGUGUCAGGGUCGCCAGUUACAAGAGGCUACCAUUGUGCAACUCUCGUUAAUCGCUAUAUUUUAAUAUACGCUGGAUACAACGGAAGCUAUAUCUUAGGCGAUCUUGUCGCUUUAGACACUGAGUACUUCACAUGAACAGUCCCCGCCUCAUGUUUUGGCCAUUUUCCUACAGCUAGGCACGCAUUUACAAUGACGUUAUCAGGCUCCGAAUUAUACAUUUUUGGAGGCUAUAACGGCGCUAGAGACACCAAUGAGCUCCACGUCCUAGAAACAGCCGCUUUUUCUUCUCUGCAUGACGAUAUGUGGAUUGCUUUCGAAAUGAACUCCUGGCAGGACGUAAAGCUGUUCUCUACAAAUGGAAACAUCAUGGUCCAUUCAGUCAUUAUUAGGGCCAGGUGUCCUUAUUUGUAUAAAUAUAUUUUGAGCGCAUACCCUGAUUUUGAAGGUCUGGUAAAGCAAAAUCCGGUUUGGGUUGAUAUGGGGUCGAUAUCAGAAAAAAGUUUGACAAAGUUCUGUGAGUAUUUGUAUUGCGACUUGUGUGCAGAUCAGAUAACCCCAGAUAUAAGGGACGAUUUGUUGCUGCUGGCGUCGAAAUAUGAUUUAGCGAGACUGAGGAAGCUGUGUAUAAAGACUAUGCAUUGAAAUGAGCAGACUAUACCAGAUUCAGCAUUAGCUGUUGAUAUGAUGAAAUGCAAAGAGUUUGAAGAUUUAAGCGACUUAACAGUUGUUGUAGAGGGCACUCAAUUCAAAGUCCACAAAGUGAUCAUGGCUGCAAGAUGUCCUUAUUUCCGAGCUAUGCUCAACUCUGGCAUGAAAGAGACAAGCUCCCAAGAAGUCUCGUUCCCUGACCUCUCAUCUAAAGCUUUUGAGCUCAUAAUAGACUGAAUCUACUCUGACAAAUUUUCUCCACUUUUCUCAGAGCAGCCUAUCUCUACUGAGCUUGGCAUAAAUUUACUAUUCGCUGCCAAUAUCCUCGACUUACAAAGUUUAAUGAGGAUGACUGAAAUUGUACUAGAGCGCUCUAUUAAUAUAGAAAAUGUCAUCGAGCUCUAUGAAGUCGCAUUUGCCUUAAGCGCCGUCAAGCUAAAAUGCUACUGUGUAAACUUAAUCCUCAGAGAAUUCGACAGAGUGUCCUUAAAAAGAGAAUUUGCGACUAUGAAUGAAGCUGCGUUCAACGAAGUCAGCCAAUUUUUGCCAAGAAGAAUUAAGCGGCAAACAAGCUACGCAGUAGCUUCAGAUUUAAGCAUGAUAAGGUGGGAAAAAGAAGAAGAAAAAUUCGAGGAAGAAGAAAAAGAAGAGCCAGUCAUGGUCUCUGGGCAUCUUUUCCAAAAUUUAAGAAUCCCUGUCAAAGAAUUCGUAGUCCGCCCUCAAAAUCCUUCAUCCCCUGCCAACGAGCUGCCCUCAACUAACGUUUAUAACGCAAUUAUCCCUUCUGACAAUUUCAGAGUGCCAUUCAGAGGUCGGAUAAUCAAAGAGCCUGAACAUUUUUCUUUAAAUAUCAUGGGCACUCGUGCAGGGGGGUUACAAAGCUCAGAAAAACUCAGCCCAAAAUUCACGCAAAAAUCAUUGUCCCCACAAAGUGUUAGAAAAAGCGCAAAAUCCAGCUCCACAAAGCACAGCACAAUGCACAGAUUUGCGAAUGAAAGCUCAGUAAUAAAGCCUGAACUAAUGAUUAAAGGGUUUUCUACGAAUAAAAACUCAUUUAUCAGGAGGCCAGCAUCGUUUGUUGAGGACUCUAAUGAAGGAAAAGAAAAGAUUCCGAACGUCGGACUGCAGAUCUGUAGCAGCACUAGGACACUUGGGUCAACUGAUGAGACUAAAUAUUGUUAUUAA
Blepharisma stoltei is the source of this 2472-nucleotide messenger RNA. The record is from the annotation of a GenBank genome assembly. Lineage: Eukaryota; Ciliophora; Heterotrichea; Heterotrichida; Blepharismidae.